AGAGUAUUUGUGAGAUUCAAGUGAAUCAAGCGUGGCAGAAUAAGAUUCCAUAAACUAUGGAGUGCUUGUCUAGUUUAUUUUCUACUCCUCUUACUUCUAUUCUCCUGUUUCUUGACCCUCAGAUCUGAUUUUUGAUCUUAAUUAAAAUGUGAACCCUUAAACAAGAGUGCGCGCGCGUGUAAUUACAUGAUAUUUGAUGAAUCCAAAUACACUCAAAAGUACUUCUCUGAGUAUGAAUUGGGACAUAUCUUUAGAGAUACGUGAGAUUCCGGAUUUCGUGCAUAUAGCGAUUUAAAUAUUUAGAGGUUUCUCUCCUAAAUGAUGUUACUUCAAUUUUGGCUUCACGUAUGGACGUGGAUGUAUCGUACAUGGUGGAGGCCAGUCGUACAACAGCUUUAAGCCAGCCGCAGUCACAGAAAGGGCGAACAUUCAAAAGAAGACGAUGUACGUUCGUGCCUGCAAUCAUGUCAACAAAGGAGACAUGAAAUGAAAUUCUGAUUCAAUGACGGCUACUGAACGCAAUGGUACCAUGCGGAAUCAUGAAUAUUUCAAAUCAGAAAAAUCCUUGAGCAGGGAAAAAAAAAAGGCUUUAGAUUUCUCUAUCCAUGGAGACUUGGAUUUUAACGCUAACAACAGCAUGGCACAUCAUGCGCGCGUCUCUCCAUUCUCAUCCAUUUUGGCCUUCCAUUGUGAUGAAGAAAUGGUUAAAUAUAAAGCCCAAGGUGUACGAUUUUAGUGAAGAUGAAGUGGAGACUGAAACAGAGAGUGAAGAUGAUGCUUACUCCCUUAAAGACUCAAGAAUGUAUGUGCGAGAAGACAUUCCGCAUAGAAGGCAAGAGAGUCAAUCCAUACUUCCAAGUCAAAAGCAAACGUCAGUUCUGAUUUCAGAUACAUCUUCCAAGGGCAACAAGAGGAGACACCGAAGAGGAAAGUCAGAAACUAUGCGAGUUCAGUACAUAAAUACAAAGGAAGUGAGAGUAGCAAUUGGCACUUGGAAUGUCGCUGGAAGAUUUCCACGGGAGGAUCUUGAGAUUGAUGUCUGGCUUUGUACCGAAGAACCAGCAGAUAUUUACAUUCUUGGUUUCCAGGAAGUUGUCCCAUUGAAUGCGGGAAACGUUCUGGGAGCCGAGGAUAAUACACCCAUCUCAAAAUGGGAGGCAAUUAUUAGAAGAACUCUGAACAAAUAUUCAGAACCAGAAAGUAAGUACAAAUGCCUCAGUGCUCCUGCUUCCCCGGUACAAAAUACAUAUAUAGGAACUGUUGACAGUUCUGAGCAGGAACAGCAAGAACUGAAAGAAGUACUAUUUGAGAUAGACCAGAAUCUUGAGUCAUAUGAAAUGUGUGGCAUUGAUCAUCAGACUAAAUUUGAUUGGCCUGAACGUCCAUUAGAUGCAGUCCCCCAAAUAGUUGUUAAUUCAGAUUCAAAAUUGCGAAAAGUGCUAAGCAGCUCAGCAAGAAUUGGAUUUAACGAGGGAGAGAAUGAUUUAGUGUAUGGCAAUGGAAUGGAACGUUCACGCCACAGUUCUGAAAACCUUUGUUCGAUGUGGAAUGUGCAGCAACUCAUUCCCGAAGUGGUCGAUUCCCUAUCUAAUGCCUGUGACACGAUUUCCAAUGAAGAAAAUGACACUCUUGAUGAAUUUCCAAGGAAACUAGAGGAUAAUAGCAUAUACACAAUGAAAUCGUCAUGUCUUAAGUAUGUAAGGAUUGUUAGCAAACAGAUGGUAGGGAUUCAUGUAUCAGUUUGGGCACAGAGUAGUCUAAGAAAGUACGUUAAUAACUUGAAAGUUUCCCCUGUUGGAGUUGGCCUUAUGGGCUACAUGGGAAACAAGGUAUGCAUUACUCAAACUCUCACUAGAGUAGGCAAAAUGUCUCAUUUGAAAUCUAAUUCUCCUUUCAACAGUCAAAUUUUCUGGUUCGGGGAUUUAAAUUAUCGUAUCAAUAUGUGGGAUGAGGAGGUGAGAAAACUGGUGGCUCUGAAGAAAUGGGAUGAACUGAUGAAGAAUGACCAGCUAAGCAAAGAACUGCGAAGUGGGCAUGUAUUCGAUGGAUGGAAAGAGGGAUUGAUAAACUUCCCACCCACUUAUAAAUAUGAGAUUAAUUCAAAUAGAUAUGUUGGUGAUAACCCAAAAGGAAAGAAGAGAUCCCCAGCUUGGUGUGAUCGUAUAUUGUGGCGAGGUAGAGGAAUACGACAACUUUCAUACGGGCGCGCUGAAAUAAACCUUUCAGAUCAUCGACCAGUUAGUUCUAUCUUCUCUGUUGAAGUUGAAGUAUUUGACCAUCGCAAGCUCCGGAGAGCUCUUAAUUUCACUUGAGCAAACGUAUACCCUGAGGUUUUUCCUCGAUGAAGUUGGGGAUUUGUGACACUCUUACUGCGGAUAUGCUUCACCUUUCUUUGAUAGAAACAUUGGUUCACACCAAACAGGUUUCCAGUCAAACAUGAGAAACCCUUCUCUAUGAAGAAGCCCACUGUUCAGAUGAGUUUUUUUUUAUUCCAAAACACAAAAACAGCAAUGAUCACUUAAAUAUGUACUCGCGCGUGAUUUUCCUCCGGUGAAGACAGUAGGAUGCAAGAUUCAAAAGCAAUAAUUCCGAUGCUUGGGCUGUCUGCCUCGGCAAUAAUUCCGACAGGGAGCUUGAAGCCGAAAGCACAAGGACGCACAAUGUAGGCUUUCUUAAUUGGGCUGUUUCCCUCAGUUCUUGUAAAGCCCUUUACUGUCAGCAAAAUUUUUACACAAGCUAUACAUUAGAAUGGAUACUUGCUACCAUUCUAUUUUUGUUUGGAAGUUAUUCCCAUGUUCAGCUGUUUUAGUA
Prosopis cineraria is the source of this 2811-nucleotide messenger RNA. RefSeq names its product type I inositol polyphosphate 5-phosphatase 2-like. The transcript has 10 exons. Lineage: Eukaryota; Viridiplantae; Streptophyta; Magnoliopsida; Fabales; Fabaceae. The record is from RefSeq and is a predicted model, not a curated record. Gene Ontology annotation, molecular function: phosphatidylinositol-3,4,5-trisphosphate 5-phosphatase activity; phosphatidylinositol-4,5-bisphosphate 5-phosphatase activity; inositol-polyphosphate 5-phosphatase activity. Gene Ontology annotation, biological process: phosphatidylinositol dephosphorylation. The coding region runs from base 606 to 2312 and encodes 568 amino acids.